This is a messenger RNA of Rhopilema esculentum, 2939 nucleotides long. NCBI's taxonomy places the organism in Eukaryota, Metazoa, Cnidaria, Scyphozoa, Rhizostomeae, Rhizostomatidae. The record is from RefSeq and is a predicted model, not a curated record.
CGAGGCACUUUGAUGUACUGCGGGCCAACUGAGUUCGCCUCUGGUCACUGGGCAGGAAUUGCUCUCAAUGAACCAAGCGGAAAGAACGAUGGUUCUGUUGGGAAUGUACGAUACUUUGACUGUGAGCCAAAAUACGGAAUCUUCGCCCCAGUAUCAAGAGUGACCAAAGCAAAGAAAUACGAGGCACCAGACGGUUCAUUUGCAGAUAGGCCAUUGUUAUCAAGGGAUGAAGAGAAAGUUAAUCAUUAUAAAGCUAAGUUCCCGAUCGGGCAACAUGUAUUGGUGGCAGGACAGAAAAGAGGGAACGUUCAGUUUGUAGGAGAGACCAGCUUUGCUACUGGGAUAUGGGUUGGAGUCGAACUAGAUGAGCCAUCUGGCAAAAAUGACGGAUCAGUGUCUGGAGUGCGCUAUUUUGAGUGCCCUAUGAAUUAUGGAAUUUUUGCUCCAAGCUCAAAAGUUGAGAGACUUUAUUCCUAUUCUGAAGACACAUCAAAAGAAAAUAAAGAAGAGCAAACUCAUACGGAGAAUGGUUCCAACUCGGGAGUUAAAGCAAGAAAGUCCAGUCUAGAAUCUGACAGUAGCUCCAAGAGCAAUGGUAGAUGUCGGGCUGCCAAAUUGGAAGACUUUGAUAAAAGGGAACAUGGAGCAAACGUUGUCAAACAAAUGAGCACAGCCGAGCCAAAAGGAGCAACAAUCGAUCCAUCGUUUAAGCUGAAAUGUGGGAUGAGUGUCUACGUCAAUAACGAGCUUGGUAUUGUACGUUACAUUGGUUUGGUUGACUUUUCAGAUGGAAUUUGGCUUGGGAUUGAGCUUCGAAAACCGAGUGGCAAAAACGACGGUGCUGUCGGCGACAAAAGAUAUUUUACCUGCAAACCAAAACAUGGAUUAUUAAUUCGACCACACCGUGCAACAUGCAGGGGGAUUAAUUGUGGCAUGCUUGUUCCUGCGCUGUAAGGUUUUUGUGCAGUGAAGCACAUAUUCACAACAAGAUCAAUGCAGCCAUCCUAUUGGUAUUCAGAGUUCUACCUUCAUAAAUUUCAAAGGAAAUUUUCUUGGGGACAGCAAGCGACCUGGCUCCGCUUCAUUAAAGGUCGAAGAGGCAGCUCAGUGCUGAAAAGUGUUUUUUAAAAUUUGAACCAUUAAUUUGUAAAGGAAAUACUGCAUUUCUUUGAUAAUAUUUUUUAUGUUUGGCAGAAUCCAUCAACUCCGUCAACAUAAUCAUCAUCAAUCAUCAUAAUCAAAGUCAACAUAAUCAUCAUCAAUCAUCAUAAUCAAAGUCAACAUAAUCAUCAUCAAUCGUCAUAAUCAAAGUCAACAUAAUCAUCAUCAAUCAUCAUAAUCAAAGUCAACAUAAUCAUCAUCAAUCGUCCUAAUCAAAGCCAUCAAAAUCAUGAUCAAACAUCGUAAUCAGAGUCAUCCAAACCCGCAUACUUUGAGUGAGAACACGUGACACCAAUAUCAAAUAAUCCAAUGCACUUCUUGAUUCGAUUAUGUAUGUUUGUAUUCCUUUUCCUUAAAAGAAUAAAUAAAUAUAUAAAUCUAUGUUUGUAUGAUAGGAAACUAUAUAUCUUGUUUAUAUUGUAAUAGAUAUAAGCUUUAGCUGUAAAACUGUAGAAAGUAGAAUUCUAUUUCGUGAAAAGUUAUACGAUUAUACAUUUUGAUAGAAAAAUGUUUUUUCUCUUUUAUAUCUGAUAUUUUUAUUAAAUUUUAUUGAAUUUUAAGUUGCUCUAAGCAGGUUGAUUUUAAAGUUCCCUUCCAAAAAACUUUGCCUAGUUUCAUGCUUGAAAUAUUUUAUUAAUGGUUUUAAUCAGAAAUUUUACAUCAGAAUCAAUGGUGUAGUCGUAAAAUUUUAGGAAUUGUGACUAAAAAUUAACCAAAUGUUUUAAAACCUGUCGGCUUAGGCCCUUUGCUUCUGUGAGCCGCCAUUUUAAGCGCCGUUUCCAUACAAUGGAUUGACAAAGAGUGAAUCUAAGAAGAGUUCUUUUGCAGCUCAAUUGAAUCAGAACUAAACUCAAUAUUUGUUUACAGUCAAAUCUUGAUAAAGCAAUCAUUUUUGCAGUUGUUUUGUACAUACCUUUGUUACAUGAUACCAAGCUUUUAUGAGCUGGUAGCAUUUUGUGGCCUGACAAGCUUCAGUAUAGAAAACCUUUGAAAAUGGCAUUUUACACAUACCUACCUGCUUUAGAUGAGUCAUUGUGUAAAAACCCAAUCUUACCCCACUCUGAAACUUUCUGUAUCAAUUUUCUGGUAACCAAGGAGUAUUUGAAAAAAAUUUCAUCAAAAUCAAAGUUGCCCCCUGGGCGUGGUCAACAUUUGAAAUCUUGGUGCACUGAUUGUGUAAGUAUACUGAAGAGACAGAAUUUUUGUGUUGUUUUAGUCAGAUUCAGAAUUACAAGAGCUUUUAUUUGAUACCAAAAUUUUUGUUGUAGGUGCUACAGAACAGAAACGAGGAGCAUCUGGGUGUGGUCCGGAUGCCCCCAAUUUUAGGAAUUUUGCAAUUUUUGACCCGUCAUAACUCGGAAACGGGUUGACCUAGAACCCUUAAAUUUUGGGUGUAAGAUUUUCGUAUAGAGCACUACACCUACGCAAAUUAUCAGCAAAAUCUAUGAGGGUCACUUUACAAGCUGGGUACACUUGACAUGGAAUAUCCCUAACAUAGCCUUUUUUGUGUUUUUGCUCCUGAGUUCUAGCCACAAGUAAAGGCAAAAUGUUUUUCCUGUUUCUGCACAUUUUUAUGACAGUUGAUGUGCAGUGAAAAUUAAGGAACUAUGUAUUAAGGAACUUUUCGUACUACAAUUUGAUUAUUUCAGGUCUACGAAUAAGGAACUUUUGGAACUAGGCCUUGAGGUAGGUUUCUUAUAAAAAAAGCGUGUAAUGUUGAUUUGGCUUUUAUUGUAUUUUUAAGGCUGCAUUAUAUAAACAAAGUUGAAUUGAACUGA